Xyrauchen texanus (razorback sucker) is the source of this 3342-nucleotide messenger RNA. RefSeq lists its product as uncharacterized. The record is from RefSeq and is a predicted model, not a curated record. NCBI's taxonomy places the organism in Eukaryota, Metazoa, Chordata, Actinopteri, Cypriniformes, Catostomidae. The transcript has 9 exons. The coding region runs from base 1802 to 2845 and encodes 347 amino acids.
UUAUUCCUACAGGCAUUACAAAUUUUAGAUGGUUUUGAAAAAAGUAUAUUACCAAUUUAUUUUGAAUAUAGCCUUCACAUUUAAAACAUUAGAUGUUCUGUCGCAAAGCAAUUGUACAUUGGUGUGAUAAACAUGUGGAUCCAGUUUGGUAAUUGCCUCCAGCCGGUGCUAAAUUUACGUAACGCCGGAUGUUUGGACCGCGGCGGGCUGGGACCUGGAGGAGUUAGAACAGAGAACGUAAAUUUAGUAAAGUUGCAAAGAAAGGGGUAAGUGCAAAUUCCAGCAAAAGUGGCUAGAAGACAAAGAAUUUAGGACAUGGUUGCUUACAUGGUUGGUUGUCAACAUGGAGCUGUUAAAUCUCAUAUGCAGUCCGACCACAAAUCGGCUGUAAAAGGCAGACAGCAGUUAACUAUCUCAAGUUACUUCACCGUGACCGACAAAGUAACAUCUUCAGCAACUACUACCACCACAACUGCUGCUGUAGUGACCACCGCUUCCUGCGGAGCCACUAUCGAAGGAAAAUCGGUCGAACUUUGACCAGAGUUUGGUUGGAAUGCGACGCUGCAUGCAGAGGUGCAGCACCAAUCAUAUGCAUCAAAUGAAGGUGUUUCUGAGUUGUUCCAUGGAAUGUUUCCUAAUUUGCAAAUAGCCAAAUCUUUCACCUGUGGAAAGGACAAAACCAGCUACAUUUUAAAAUGUGGACUUCCCCAUACUUCAAAAUAAACUGAUUUCUGCGAUUAACAAUGCAGGACAAUUGUGAACUGCUGGCUUCUGUAGCCUCAGCCAGGACCAUAUACAGGAUCUACCUUGAUGAAGAGAGGAGCAAGAGAGAGGGUGCCAUGCGUGGACUUAAGAGAAAAGCGCUGGAAGAUGAGCUGGAAGAACUGAAAAGAAAAGAAAUUUGAUGGAAAUUUACACCAGCCUUCAGAAUGAUGUCGAUCAACCAGCAGAGCAGGCCAAAAACAAAUCUAACACACUCAUGGCGCAAAUGAUUACAAAAUCUAAUACUAUGAGGAGAUGCAAGGACAAAUGCAAUGAACUGAAACAUUUUGAGUCAGAGUUAGAACUAAAAGUGAGCGAACUAAUGCAAUGGAUUAAUUCUCUUAUUUACACAAAGUUAAAACUGUAAUUUCUAUAGCACUUGAAUUUUGCAUACAUUAAUUUCCAGCCAUUAAUUUUCCUUCACUGUCCAGACUGAUAGAAUUUGUGGUUAUAGUUUUGUAUUUUUUUUUCCAGUCAUGGACUGAUUUUUCAGUAUGCCUAUAGCAUUCAAUAUCUAGUUGAUUUAGUUAAAUUAAAUUUGACAUAUCUGCCAUCUGCCAUUAAACCCUGUCACUGACUUCAAUGGAAUGAAGUCAGUGGGCAAACACACAUUAGAUAUCCAUCAAAAAUCUUUGUUUGUGUUCACCCUAAAGAAAGUCAAAUGAGUUUGACAUGGCAUAACAUUGCAUAAAUUAUGAGAUAAUUAUAAUUUUUGGUUUGCCUCAAGGAGACACCCUGAUAUCAACAUGUGUAAGUUGGUUUGUAAAAAGAGUCACAUUAAAAGUAUAAGACUAUAUGCAAUAUGUAGCAGGGUUUGCAGCGGUUGAAAAUUGUCUCGUCGUUAAUCUUAAAUGUAAACUAGCCAUACUUGUUGAUUAGCUUGUCAGUUACUAUUAUAAAAAAAAAAGUUUUGGCAGGUCUACAACUAUAACUAAAAGAAGAGUCAUCAGAGGUGGAAAAAAAAAACAAAAGGUGUAAAGCCAGGAACAGAACAAACAUUGUUUGAACGACGAACAAGGCUAGAGGACAGACAACAAAGAUGCCUACUCUAAAGGAUUGCUACAUGUGCAGUAAAAAAAUUGGAGUAGCAAGCAAAACAUGUCAACACUGUAGUGCUAAGCAGCCAUAUAAGCAAAAGCUUGAGAAAAGAAAGGAACAGCUUUCCCAAGAAUGGAAAGACCGUCAAAAAAAAAUCAGCAGUGUGAACAAAGUUUAUGAUGCAACAAAUCUACUGCUCCACAAGUGGGAACUUUUAGAGAGCUUCCCAAUCCUUCUCCUUGCCAGGAGAACCUCAAAUGGUUUUUCUGCUGAGUGCUUCUGUCCAUGGAAGAUGGAUACAGAAGAUACUCAGGAUGCUUUUCUUACAAUAAAGAGGUUAUAUGAAAGUCUUCUUAAUGUGGCUAUUGCAGAUAAAGAAGCGAGCAGCAUGGGAGAGCGUUCUGCCGUAAACAGCUCACAGACAGAGACUCCUCCAGCAGACCCAGCAGAGUCCACACCUCUGCUCAGCUGUAAUGUGGCUAUUGCAGAUAAAGAAGCAAGCAGCAUGGGAGAGCGUUCUGCCGUAAACAGCUCACAGACAGAGACUCCACCAGCAGACCCAGCAGAGUCCACACCUCUGCUCAGCUCUGAGUCUGACACUCUUUUACUUCCUCCUGCAUCUGCCUCCUUGGCUUCUCUUGUUUCGUUCACCACCUCCUUGACAUCUCCUAUGUCUUUAUCCAUUGCUCCUCCAGUCUCCCCCCUAACUCUUCCUGUUUUCAUCUCCUCUCAGUCUAGUCCUUUAUCUUCUUCUCUGGCUUCUCCUCUGCCACCCGCCUCUACCUGUUCUAAACUGUCCACUGAGCUAGGCAGUCCAGGCCCAGUAUCUUCCUCACGAAAAAAAAGACAAAUAAAGAGGAAAGCAGAUCAUAAAGAAUGCCCCAUGCAUAAAGAAUCAACCAGUUUCCCCUACAAAAAAAUUUUGAGGAAAAGAAUCAGGGAGGGUCAUGCGGAGGUGUUGGUGCAGUGGCAUCCUUGCUCUGGAUGUGGGAAAAAGUGGAAAAAUUCCUGGGAGCCAAGAGAAAAUUUUCAAAGUUCAUCCUGAAGAUGAGUGUGUGUGCUCCGAUGUAUUGUUUGUUGCUAGGUUGUAAAGAUCUAAAUAAAGAAGAAGGCAUCUAGCCUUGUAUGACAGUUACAGAGACUGACUUGCAAUUGUGUCUUUCAGUGUUAAGGCAUAUCAGUUCUGAUUUAUUCUUGUGUUCUGUUUCUGUUACUGCUUUUUACAGCACAUUAUCUGUUUUCUGUGUUUGAUGACUGGACUCAUAAAAUGUUUUGAAAUAUGUCACUGGCUUGGUUCCUUCAUAUACUCUUGAUUUUUAAGAUUGUUUAACACAAGGAAGACAGUGAUUAAAUACGAGAAAAUACUUUUUGUUAAACGAUGCCCCAAGCCACGCCCACCCGCCACUGGGCUUUGAUAUAAUUGGGUAAUGUAGUCAAGAAUUUCCCUCUGUUAUAAAAUCACCCAUUCAUUGCAAAACUUGUUAUUGGACUGAGAGAUCUAAUCAUUGCUAUGGAAAACCGUUGUCUUUGCUACACAUUUAA